AUGGAGCCACCAACCCAGAUCUUCAUCUUUGGAGACCAGAAGAAUGCAUCUGAUGCCGACUUGCGCCAACUUCUGCAUGUCAACGACAAUAGUGUUUUGAGAUCCUUCUUUGAGCGUGUCAACUAUGCACUUCGUGUCGAGAUAGCACGAUUGCCCGUCAUUCAACAAGAAUGGUUUCCCCGCUAUAAUACCCUCCUUGAGCUAUUGACUGCCAGACGCCGUGGGUUUGGGGACAAUCCGGCUCUUGGGCUCGCUUUGCUUUGCAUCAACCAACUUGGCCGUACUAUAGUGAAGGAUCACGGCGAUAUCCUCACAGCUCGACCAGUUCAUGCCGUGGGACUGUGUACUGGAUCUUUUGCAGCCGCUGCCAUAAGUACCUCCCAAACAAUUGCUGAGCUUCUUCCUGCGGCUAUAGAAGCAGUCCUAGUUGCAUUUCGAACAGGCCUAGGGUCUUUUGAAGCACGCAAUGAUAUUGAACCCCGCUCCGUUGUCCCACCAAUAUGGCCGGUGAUAGUAGGCAUGCAAGAGGAACAGGCUGCUGCCAUUCUUGAUGCGUUCUUAAUGCAAAUGGUCUUUCGAAGAGUUCAAGACCUUACCCCGAGUGGCAAACCAGAACAAUCGAAGAUCGCAAUCGUUGGGUAUGGGGGAAGAUUUCCUGAUGCUGAAAGCAUAGACAAGUUCUAUUGGGAUAUCCUGCACAAGGGUCUUGAUGUCCAUCGAAAGAUUCCAGAAGACCGAUUCGACGUCGCAACGCAUUAUGACCCUACUGGCCGAAAGAAGAAUACGAGUAAGGUCCAAUAUGGCUGCUUCAUUGAGAAACCAGGCUUGUUCGAUGCUCGGUUCUUCAACAUGUCACCACGGGAAUCUGCCAAUGCCGAUCCAGGUCAGCGAUUAGCGAUCACUACUGCAUACGAAGCCCUGGAGAUGGCCGGCUUUGGACCAGACACAACUCCAUCAACCCAACGGGACCGAGUCGGCAUCUUUUAUGGCAUGACUAGUGAUGAUUAG
This is a messenger RNA of Letharia columbiana, 1008 nucleotides long. RefSeq lists its product as uncharacterized. Gene Ontology annotation, biological process: secondary metabolite biosynthetic process; fatty acid biosynthetic process. Lineage: Eukaryota; Fungi; Ascomycota; Lecanoromycetes; Lecanorales; Parmeliaceae. Gene Ontology annotation, molecular function: fatty acid synthase activity. Bases 1 to 1008 code for a protein of 335 amino acids. The transcript has 4 exons. The record is from RefSeq and is a predicted model, not a curated record.